AUGGCCAACGAGCUCGAGAAGCUCGAGUUGCUCUCUCUCGUCAACAGCAUAACCAACGAGCUAGUCAACUACACCGGUCUCUCAGACUCGACUCUCGCCGAGUUCCUGAUCCACCUGCACGGCGACUCAAAAGACUUCAACACCUUCAAGUCGAAAUGCCGCGACGUGGGCGCCGACUUUCCCGACUCGUUCCUCUCCUCCGUUGACCGCCUCAUCCUCUCGAUGCACCCAAAAUACAAGCUCAAGUCCAAGUCCUCCUCUUCAAAGGACAAAGGCAAGGGCAAGGAAGAAGGUGAGAAGGCGGUCCUGAGCGAAGAGAAGCAGAAACAAGCCCGACUGUUUCCCGGACUCGCCAUGCCCGAUACCGAGUGGCAGCCGUCCUAUCGCGCCGACAACCCGGAGGAAGUCAAGGAGCGACAGAUGCGGAUGGGUCAGCCGGCGGACGUCAAAGGCGUCAGUGAUGACCUCCGGAGCAGGGACGAGGACAAUAUGGGCGUCGAUGACUUGAUGGCGCAGCUUGAGGGUGUCAGGAAGCGCGCGACGAGGCCUGAGGAGGACGACGACAGGCGGGACGGAGGAGCGGACGCAAAGAGGCAGAGGCACCGCUCGCCCGACUACGAGCGGCGAGGAGGCGGAGGCGGUCGCGAGCGUGACAACGGCUACGGGGACCGCGGGCGCGGCGGCUCGUCGCGCCACGGCGAAGACGAUCGAGGGCGGUACGGUCGCGACGGGCGGACAGGCGGCGCAGGGCCCGGCCGACUCGACGAGAAGCCCGUCUUGUACAAGAUCUACAAGGGUCGGGUCGCCAACAUCAAGGAUUUCGGCGCGUUCGUCACGCUCGAAGGCGUGCAGGGCAAGGCGGAGGGCAUGGUUCAUAUCGGCUCGAUCUCGACCGGACGCGUCUCGCACCCUUCCGACCUCCUCGCGCGCGGACAGUCCGUCUUUGUCAAGGUCAUGUCGGUCGCGGGCAACCGUCUCUCGCUCUCGAUGAAGGACGCAGACCAGCGAACCGGCGCCGACUUGUCGCCUCACCUGCGGAUCAAGACCGAGGAAGAGCUGUUCGAGGAGACUCGCCGGGCGGCUGAGCGCGCAGCAACGGGCGCGAACGGAGUUGCCGUCCGCAAGAGCUUCGCCGACGACAACCGCACGGCCUCGGUUCGGCGGAUGACCUCGCCCGAGCGGUGGGAGAUCAAGCAGCUCAUCGCCUCGGGCGCAGCGAGCGCAGCCGACUACCCCGGUCUCGACGACGAGUACAUCAACAGCGGAUUCGAGACAGGGCCGGGCGGGAAGAGUCUCGUCGACGAAGCGGACGAGGAACUCGAUGUCGAGAUCAACGAGGCAGAGGCGCCUUUCCUCGCUGGCCAGACUAAACGCGCGCUCGAGUUAUCGCCUGUCAAGAUUGUCAAAGCGCCGGACGGUACCAUGAACAGGGCCGCGAUGGCGGGUGCGGCUUUGGCGAAGGAGCGGAGGGAGCUCAAGGCGCAGGAGGCGUCGGACCAGGCGGACUCGGAGGCGAGGGACGUCAACACCCCUUGGCUCGACCCGAUGACGGCUCCUCACGAGCGGGCGUUCGCGGCGGACGCGAGGGGUCAGGCGGCGGGCCAGCGCGCCAAAGACGUCCCGGCGUGGAAGAAGGACACGUUCAACCCGGCUACGACGUUCGGCAAGAUCACCAGCAUGAGCAUCGCCGACCAGCGCAAGAGUCUGCCCAUCUACAAGUUCCGCGACCAGCUCAUCGAGGCGUUUGCGAACAACCAGGUCCUCGUCGUCGUCGGCGAUACCGGCUCGGGCAAGACGACGCAGAUGACGCAGUACCUCGCCGAAGCGGGCUACGCCGACCGUCUCAAGAUCGGUUGCACCCAGCCUCGUCGUGUGGCGGCCAUGUCCGUCGCCAAGCGUGUCGCCGAAGAAGUCGGAUGCCGGCUCGGCCAGGAGGUCGGCUACACGAUCCGUUUCGAGGACUGCACGAGUCCCGAGACCAAGAUCAAGUACAUGACGGACGGCAUGCUCCAGCGAGAGUGUCUCGUCGACCCCGACAUGAGCCAGUACAGCGUCCUCAUGCUCGACGAGGCCCACGAGCGUACGAUCGCGACCGAUGUCCUCUUUGGUCUCCUCAAGAAAUCGCUGAAGCGCCGGCCCGACCUCAAGCUCAUCGUCACCUCCGCCACGCUCGACGCCGAAAAGUUCUCCGAGUACUUCUUCGGCUGCCCCAUCUUCACCAUCCCCGGCCGUACCUUCCCCGUCGAGAUCUUGUACACGAAGGAGCCCGAGCCCGACUACCUCGACGCCGCCCUCAUCACGAUCAUGCAGAUCCACCUCUCCGAGCCGCCCGGCGACAUCCUCCUCUUCCUGACUGGACAAGAAGAGAUCGACACGUCGUGCGAGAUCUUGUACGAGCGGAUGAAGUCGCUCGGUCCGAACGUGCCCGACCUCAUCAUCUUGCCGAUCUACUCCGCCUUGCCGUCCGAGAUGCAGUCGCGCAUCUUCGAGCCCGCCCCGCCCGGCGCACGCAAGGUCAUCCUCGCCACCAACAUCGCCGAGACGUCGCUCACGAUCGACGGCAUCUACUACGUCGUCGACCCGGGCUUCGUCAAGCAGAACGCGUACGACCCCCGACUCGGGAUGGAUUCGCUCAUCGUCACGCCCAUCUCGCAAGCGCAGGCUCGGCAGCGUGCGGGACGUGCAGGACGGACGGGACCGGGCAAGUGCUACCGCUUGUACACGGAGGCGGCGUACCGGAACGAGAUGCUGCCCAACAGCAUCCCCGACAUCCAGCGUCAGAAUCUCGCCCAUACGAUUCUGAUGUUGAAGGCGAUGGGGAUCAACGACCUCCUCAACUUCGACUUUAUGGACCCGCCGCCUCAGCAGACGAUGAUCACGGCGCUCGAGAACCUGUACGCCCUGUCGGCCCUCGACGAGGAAGGCCUCCUCACCCGCCUCGGACGCAAGAUGGCCGACUUGCCGAUCGAACCGCCUCUCGCCAAGAUGCUCAUCGCGUCGGUCGACCUCGAGUGCUCGGAGGAGAUCCUCACCAUCGUCGCGAUGCUCUCGGUCGGCGGCACCAUCUUCUACCGCCCGAAGGAGAAGCAGGCGCAGGCCGACGCGAAGAAGGCCAAGUUCCACCAGCCCGAAGGCGACCACCUCACCCUGCUCACUGUGUACAACGGCUGGGCGGCGUCCAAGUUCAGCAACCCGUGGUGCUCGGAGAACUUUAUCCAGGGUCGUGCUAUGCGUCGCGCGCAGGAUGUCCGCAAGCAGCUCCUCGGCAUCAUGGAUCGCUACAAGCACGACAUCCUCUCGUGCGGCAAGAACUACAACCGCGUACGUCGUGCCAUUACGAGUGGCUACUUCCGGCACGCCGCCAAGAAGGACCCGCAGGAAGGGUACAAGACGCUCGUCGAGGGAACGCCCGUCUUCCUGCACCCGUCGUCGGCGCUCUUCAACCGCGCGCCCGAGUGGUGUGUCUACCACGAGCUCGUCUUGACGACCCGCGAGUACAUGCGCGAGGUGACCGCCAUCGAACCCAAGUGGCUUGUCGAGGUCGCGCCGGCUUUCUUCAAGGUCGCCGACCAGAACACGAUCUCGAAGCGCAAGAAGCAGGAGAAGAUUCAGCCUCUCUUUGACAAGUACGCCGAGCACCAGGACGCCUGGCGUCUGUCGAAGCUCAAGAGGGCGACGCGCUCGAGUCAAUCUUUCGGCUAG
Molecule: messenger RNA, 3702 nt
Organism: Rhodotorula toruloides NP11
Lineage: Eukaryota; Fungi; Basidiomycota; Microbotryomycetes; Sporidiobolales; Sporidiobolaceae
Product: ATP-dependent rna helicase dhx8
Exons: 8
Coding region: 1-3702 (1233 amino acids)
Biological process (GO): mRNA splicing, via spliceosome; spliceosomal complex disassembly
Cellular component (GO): catalytic step 2 spliceosome; intracellular anatomical structure
Molecular function (GO): RNA helicase activity; ATP binding; RNA binding
Source: RefSeq, a predicted model, not a curated record